This is a messenger RNA of Pseudozyma hubeiensis SY62, 555 nucleotides long. RefSeq lists its product as hypothetical. Gene Ontology annotation, molecular function: peptidyl-tRNA hydrolase activity. The record is from RefSeq and is a predicted model, not a curated record. Gene Ontology annotation, cellular component: mitochondrion; cytosol. The coding region runs from base 1 to 555 and encodes 184 amino acids. The transcript has a single exon. NCBI's taxonomy places the organism in Eukaryota, Fungi, Basidiomycota, Ustilaginomycetes, Ustilaginales, Ustilaginaceae.
AUGCUCCCCACCGUCGUCGCGGUCUCCAUCGCCUCCCUCACCGUUGGCUACUUCCUCGGCAUGGGACGCUCGCUCCUCUCCUACAAUGCCAACACCCGACGCGUGCUCUCCACCUCGUCCGAUUCGUCCGACCUGGACUCCGAGGACGAGCUCGCCGCCAUCUCUGACAACUACGCAGCAUCCGGCUCCGGUCUCGAAUCUGAGGAAUGCAAGAUGAUUCUCGUUGUCAGGAUGGAUAUCAAGAUGGAAAAGGGCAAGAUCGCAGCGCAGUGCGGACACGCUACGCUGGCAGCGUACAAGCUGGCGAAACGCGUGACGCCCAAGUUCAUCAAGCAGUGGGAGAGAAGAGGCCAGGCCAAAGUGGCGGUGAAAUGUCCGGAUGAGGAAACCAUGCUCGCGUUGGAGAAGAAGGCCGGAGAGUUGGGGAUCGCGGCGAGGAGCAUCGUGGAUGCGGGGAGGACUCAGAUUGCACCCAACACAAGGACGGUGCUCGGCUUGGGUCCGGCUCCCGUUUCCUUGAUGAACCAGCUCACGGGGCAUCUCAAGCUUCUCUAG